Messenger RNA from Polypterus senegalus (gray bichir), 1312 nucleotides. RefSeq lists its product as uncharacterized. Gene Ontology annotation, biological process: S-methylmethionine cycle. The record is from RefSeq and is a predicted model, not a curated record. Lineage: Eukaryota; Metazoa; Chordata; Cladistia; Polypteriformes; Polypteridae. The transcript has 9 exons. Gene Ontology annotation, molecular function: S-adenosylmethionine-homocysteine S-methyltransferase activity; zinc ion binding. The coding region runs from base 161 to 1087 and encodes 308 amino acids.
CUCGAUUAAUGCCCAGUUGAACUCGGUGACAGCAGCAUAGAAGAAAUAAGGCUGUCCACCAAAACACAUCAAAAAGCAAAGGAAUACAAAGUGUCCGAAUAAGAAAACGAUGUAUGCCUAGGCUUUUCGUGUAUUAAACCAUAAAUAAGUAACCUCAGAAAUGCCAGAUAAAACAAUUGUAUUGGACGGUGGUUUGGCAACCGAUUUAGAGGCAGCUGGCUUUAAGCUACAGGGAGAUCCUUUAUGGAGUGCAAGAAUACUUUACACUCACCCUCAAGCAGUUAAAGAAGUACACCACAGAUUUCUUCAAAGUGGUGCUGACAUUAUCACAACAGCAACAUAUCAGGCAAGUAUUGAGGGUUUUAUGAAGUAUCAGGGACUAAGUUUGGAGCAAGCCAAGACAGUUAUGAUGUCUGCAGUGCAAAUCGCUAAAGAUGCAAUACAAGAUGUCUUGCCCUUUUGUCAAAAAUCAGGAAGAAUGAAACCCUUAGUAGCUGGCUCAGUUGGUCCUUAUGGUGCAUUCCUACACGAUGGAUCAGAGUUUACAGGGGCAUAUGAGGAACAAAUUAGUCAAGAGGAAUUCAAAAACUGGCAUCGACAACAGAUCCAGUGUUUAGUAUCAGCAGGAGUUGAUUUACUUGCAAUGGAAACAAUUCCUAGCCAGAAAGAAGCAGAAGCGUUAGUGGAUCUGCUAAAAGAGUUUCCUGAUACCAGAGCUUGGCUGUCAUAUUCAUGCAAGGAUGAGCAGUGCAUUUCCCAUGGUGAAAGAUUUGCUGAUGCUGUGAAGGUAGCAAGCCGAUCAAAGCAGCUAAUAGCUAUUGGUCUAAACUGCUGCUCACCAGCUUCUGUCAGUCCACUCCUGGCUUCAGCAGUAAAGCCUCCUGAUUUAGCUUGGAUUGUAUACCCAAACAGUGGAGAGGAAUGGGAUGUUGACAGUGGAUGGAAAUCUGAGAAAAGACCGCAUUCUAUUGCUGAUUUGAGCUUAGAAUGGGAAAAACAGGGAGCUGGAUUGAUUGGCGGAUGUUGCCGAAUCACUCCCUUGGACAUUGCGGAGUUAAGGCAAAGAAUACACCAGCGUCAUAUCUGAAGAUCUGAAGAAAAUUUAGUGUUUAAAUGUGCCAAUACUGAAAUAACAAAAAUUAAAUAAAUUAUAAAUAUUCACUAGAAAGUAAACUUCUAUAAAGACACAGUUUCAAUUUGUAUCUUAAAAUUAAUCUCCAUUUAUUCUACCACUAAAAGGCAGAACAUACAGACAUAUACAUGCAUUUCUGUUUUGUUACACUAUACCAAAUAAAAUGUCUUAAGAACUUCA